GUUUUGGCUUGAUUGUUAGAUGUGUGAUAGGGGUAUGCUCUGUCAUGAACUCACGAUGCUAUGAUUAUCUCACUCAGCUAUGAGCUGAACCCCCUUUUAUUCUUCUUCUCUGCUUAUGCUAUGUGUAAGCAGAUCAUCAGCAGCAGCAGUAGAUAAGUGUUAGGUGGGAGAGGAGCUAGAGUUGAAGCCACGAUGAGGUUCGCAUCAGGCAUAAACUCCCCAUCUGCAGUCUGGUCAACAAAUCCUACCUCUCCAGAUUACAGAUGGAUUGUGCAAUUGCAAAUGAUGCUUUGAAUGUGAAUGAUCCUCCUGUGCCUAGUUCUCUAAAUCCUGAUGUUAAUGACAAUGUUAACGGUAAUGGUAAUGGUACUGUUAAUGGUAAUGGUAAUGAUGUUUUGGUUGAUGGGAUUGAAACUGGUGAAGUCAUUCUUAAGGAAGAUAAGAAGUUGACUUCUGAUGUCUGGCCUCAUUUUGUUAGAGUGAAGUUUAAUGGUGUUGUUAAGGAUAAGUGUCGUUACUGUAAAAAACGACUUGGUGGUGAUACUAGUAAUGGAACCUCCCAUCUGAGGCACCAUUAUAAAACUUGUACUCAAAGAAAGAUACAUGAUGGUAGACAGAGAGUUCUGUGUCCUGAUUAUAAACCA
Messenger RNA from Linum tenue, 644 nucleotides. The record is from the annotation of a GenBank genome assembly. NCBI's taxonomy places the organism in Eukaryota, Viridiplantae, Streptophyta, Magnoliopsida, Malpighiales, Linaceae.